AUGGUGUUAGACUAUGAUUCAGAUGUAUCUGACGGAAGUGCUCCAAUUGGAGAAGAAAGGGAUGAAUCUUCAGACCUCAACUCGUCUAGUGAUGGUGAGGAACGAAAUCGUGUAACACAGAGGAAUAUUUUUGGAGAUGAUACUGAUAGUGAUAAAGAAAUACAACCAAGGCAUAAACAACCACGUUUUAAAGAAGAUAGUUCCGAAGAAUCAGACCACGAAAAUCAACUUAAUGACAACGCUUCGGAACAACAGGAAACAGAAAACGAUUCAGAUAACUCACCUAGCCAAAAUUCUUUGAAAAGAAGACUUCAAGAUAUCCGAUCCUCUUCUAAUAGUCCUAAUAAUAAUGGUUCUCGGCAAGAUGAUGGUAGUGAGACGGGUGACAAUGGGUCACAAUUAGAUGAUAUGGCCAAUUCUAAUGAUAAUGAAGGCCAUAGAAGUAAUACUGACGAUGUAGAGGAUGAUUUGGCACAUGAACCGGACGAAACAAGAAUAUAUGUUGAUUUUCCACUGAUUCGUGCGGAUUUAGGCAGGGAGGUACAUCUGGUAAAAAUGCCUAAUUUUUUGUCGGUUGAAACUCGUCCGUUCGACCCUAACUUUUACGAAGAUGAACUGGAUGAAGAUGAAAUUUUAGAUGAAGAAGGACGAACACGUUUGAAACUAAAAGUCGAAAAUACUAUACGUUGGAGGAUUGGUAAGACACCUGAUGGUGAAAUGAUUCACGAAUCAAAUGCUCGUAUUGUUCGUUGGUCGGAUGGUUCUCUGUCGCUACAUCUUGGGGACGAAAUUUUCGACAUACACAAAGUAGAUAUUCAGUCAGACUAUAAUUAUCUGUUCAUACGAGAAGGUAGUGGUUUACAAGGACAGUCAAGUUUAAAAACCAAAUUAACAUUCAGGCCACAUUCAACAGAUUCAUUUACGCAUCGUAAAAUCACAUUAUCACUAGCAGAUAAGACAAAUAAACUACAAAAGGUCAAAAUUCUUCCUGUUACGGGUGCUGAUCCAGAAUCAAAUCGUAAUGUGCUUGUGAGGAAAGAGGAGGAGAAAUUGCGUGCUACACUCAGGCGCGAAAGUCAGUUACGGCGUAUGCGUGAAAAGCAGGCCAUGUCAAGAAGUAGUUUUGGUAGUGAACGUAGGCGAAGUUACGGAGAGGAUGAUGAUGAGGAUGAUGGUAAUACAACAUCUCUAAAUGCAUUAAAAAGAAAUGCGAAAAACUCAUUGUUGGCUGCACGUAAAGAUGUUGCUGCAAUUUAUUCAUCUGAUGAGGAAUCUCUAAGUGAUAUAUCAGAACCUCGAUCACGUAAGAAAGUAAGAGCGAAAAUAAGUGAUGAAGAGGAAAGCGACUAA
This is a messenger RNA of Schistosoma curassoni, 1350 nucleotides long. NCBI's taxonomy places the organism in Eukaryota, Metazoa, Platyhelminthes, Trematoda, Strigeidida, Schistosomatidae. The record is from the annotation of a GenBank genome assembly.